GAUCACACAAUGAAGAGUGACUGGUAACCAAUUGUAUAUCGUCCCCUAAAUGCCAGCAUUGGCUCUCCUGCUCAGAGGAAGUAUCUGGGCGGGGGUAUGACUAACUCCACCUCUCACCCUGGAGGGGGUACCCCCAACAUGACCUUGGUUGGGCCCACAACCCUCAGCAAUGGCAGCACGUCCAGGCCGGACUUUGGUGAUUAUGACUGCCAGUCUUCAGCCCCCAUCCUGUUGGCAUUGGUGGGCGGCUACAGUGCGGUUGGCCUGGUGGGGUUGCUUGGCAACCUAUGCCUGAUCGGUGUGAUUCGGCGGCAGAAGGAGACACAGAACGUUACCAACCUGCUGAUCGGUAACCUGGCGGCGUCGGACAUGCUGGUGUGCGUGAUUUGCAUCCCGUUCACCAUGGUCUACACGCUCAUGGACCACUGGCUGUUUGGGGAGGCCAUGUGCAAGGUGACCAGCUUUGUGCAAUGCCUGUCCGUCUCCGUCUCCAGCUUCUCGCUGGUGCUCAUCGCCGUGGAGCGCUACCAGCUUAUUGUCAACCCCCGAGGCUGGAAGCCCAACGUGACGCACGCGCACUGGAGCAUCGUGGGCAUCUGGCUGGGCUCAGCCGUGCUGUCCCUGCCCUACCUGGUGUUCUACCACCUCAGCGACGAGCCCUUCCGCAACAUCUCCCAAGGCUUCUACCGCGACAAGUACGCCUGCAUGGACGGCUGGCCAUCGGAGCGGGGCAGGCUGGGCUUCAACACCUGCCUGCUGCUGGUGCAGUAUGUGGCUCCCCUGUGCUUCAUCCUGGUGUGCUACGGGCGGGUGCUGGCCUGCCUGCGGAGACGCGGGGGGCGCGGGGAACGACAGCGCGAAAACGAGGCGCGGGCCAGCGAGACCAAACGCAUCAACACCCUGCUGGUCUCCAUCGUGGCUGCCUUCGCCGCGUGCUGGCUUCCGCUCAACGUCUUCAACCUGCUGUUCGACUGGCACCACGAGACGCUGCUCAGCUGCCACCACAACCUGCUGUUCACCCUCUGCCACAUGGUGGCCAUGGUCUCCACCUGCGUCAACCCCGUCUUCUACGGCUUCCUCAACAGGAACUUCCAGAAGGAUCUGCAGGGUGUGAUGCGCCUCUGCGGCUUCUGCUCCAGCCAGGAGGUGUACAACAACGUAGGCAUGUCUGCCAUGCAGACUGACAUCUCAAAGGGCUCGUUCAGGCUGAACAACUCUGCUAGUGCCUGCUAG
Conger conger (European conger) is the source of this 1233-nucleotide messenger RNA. RefSeq names its product neuropeptide Y receptor type 6-like. Gene Ontology annotation, cellular component: neuron projection; plasma membrane. The record is from RefSeq and is a predicted model, not a curated record. NCBI's taxonomy places the organism in Eukaryota, Metazoa, Chordata, Actinopteri, Anguilliformes, Congridae. Gene Ontology annotation, molecular function: neuropeptide Y receptor activity; neuropeptide binding. The transcript has a single exon. Bases 97 to 1233 code for a protein of 378 amino acids. Gene Ontology annotation, biological process: G protein-coupled receptor signaling pathway.